Klebsormidium nitens is the source of this 1393-nucleotide messenger RNA. The record is from the annotation of a GenBank genome assembly. Lineage: Eukaryota; Viridiplantae; Streptophyta; Klebsormidiophyceae; Klebsormidiales; Klebsormidiaceae.
GGCUUGAGACCCUUCUGCCAAAGUGCCUCCAAAAUACCUAACCGGGUGCCACUACAAAGUGACGGUACCCUUAGGAUGGGUGGCCUAGAUUCGGCACCCAUGGCAUCUAGGUUACUCUGCUACUUCCGUCAGCGAGUUUCGGUUAGCCUCCAGCGUAGCCAGGCCCGGGCAGUUCACCAUAGAGCGGCCCGCGCGAUUGAGAGAUCGGUAGGUCUCCGAGCUCAGGUAGUCCAGGACGCCCGAGUUCGCAGUGCAGACUUGCACACUCUGUCUAGGGUAGGAGGAUCCUAGAGACCGAGAUCGUGGAUUUUGUUGUGUGCUUCAACCAUUGAAGGCGGCCGCGCGGCUGCAUUGUGCAAGCUGCCCGCAUCUCAGAGUCUCUGGACAGCUUUCAUUGUUCAAUGGCGAUGGCGUCCGUUGCUUCAGUCCUUCAUUUGAGUCCAGUGGCCUCCCUCGAAUUGCAAAGUUCAUCUGCUUCCAGAGACGUACUCAAAACGAGCUCUUUUGGUGCUCCCAUCAACGGGCUUCGAGCUGCAAGGGGUGCAGUGCUCGUUCGGAAGGGGUGUAGUCAUGUCUGCCGGGCGCAGGCAAAGCCGACAGCGAAGGGCCGGGGGGGCUCCGGAGGCCAGGCGCUCCCAAAAAAGCCGCGCAAGAUAGAAAAACUUGACGUUAGCAAGGCCGCCGGUGUUGAGGCGUUCCAAGUGUUUGCUAGGCUAGAGAAAGACAAGGAGGACGUCAACAGAUUCAAGCCAAUCGCUGAGAUUCUGGUCGAAACCGGGGGGGACGUUGCGAAGGCGUUAAAGGAGCGGCGGCGACAGCUGGUCGAACUCGCACGGGGGAUCAUCGAGUUCGCCAACUGCCCCGAAACCGGCCUCCAGUACGGGUUCCAGAAGAGCCCCAGCAAGGGAGAGCGGCACGACCUGAACCCAACCGUCAUCGCCAUCGGGGGGCCGCUCGACGACGACAGCGUACCUGCUAUUCUGAGGAGUGCGGACACAUCGGGCUUGAGGUUGUACUCAGCAAAAGACGGCUCCUAUACCCCACAGCCAAUCCCGGCCUUGAAAAGCUGAUUGUAUCUCCCGUUCCAGAGCAGACAUUCUGAAGUUGCUCUUCUAACGAUACUUCAGAUUGGCCGUCAAACCUGCUGAGAGUAAGACCUAAGUCGUGUUUUUGGACUGCUGCAUUAAUCCACCUACGCACUUGGGUUUGUUAAGGAUGUAUUGCUCCACGAGAAGUCCCUUGUGUUGGGGCACCGAAUUGCCCCGCCAAGAGCUAAGGUGAAGCAACCAUUAUAAGCGCAACGUGCACUUGCCACCGACGCAAGUAAGGGACGUGAUACUUAUGCAGGGUAGCAGUGGAUGUAUGAGUAACAUCUGCGACCGAUGGUACCAUC